Psylliodes chrysocephalus is the source of this 336-nucleotide messenger RNA. Lineage: Eukaryota; Metazoa; Arthropoda; Insecta; Coleoptera; Chrysomelidae. The record is from the annotation of a GenBank genome assembly.
AUGGAACGUAAACUUAAAUCUAUGACAGAAUCAGAAUCAACGAGUGAGGUAGAAGGCAUAAAAAGUUUAUCAGAAGAAAGAAUGCCGGCAAUAGAGGAAAAUAUCGAUAAUCGAGUUAUGGAAGCUUUGGGAAAAAAUCCAACUUCAUCAAAGAAAGAAGGGGAUGAAGUACACGAAGAGAUGGCUGUAAGGUGGAAAAAUUAUUUAGUUGAAGGUAUUCAUAAAGAGGUGAGGGAGCAGUUAGUUCAAAAAUAUCCCAAAAAUUGUACCAAUUUAAAACCAUCAACUUUAAAUCCGGAAAUUGAAGAUUUUGUGCUUUCUCAAAUUCAAUCGUAG